AGAAAUCGACGAAUAAAUGCAAUGAUAGAGAAAUUGCGGAUCAAAUGUGAUUACGAGUGGAACGGAUGUCCAGAAGUGUGUCCAUUGGAGUCGUUGUCCACUCAUCUCAAGACAUGUCAAUACAGAUUGUGUUUAACAUGUGAUCUAACAGUGGGUCCGACAAGUGAUGACCACAACUGUAUUGAAGGCCUAAAGAGAAACCGAAAUGAAUGGCAAAUCAGAAGUAAUUCAUUGAAACAAAGAGUAAAAACAUUGAAAACAAAACUCAAAGAAUCUGAAGAAAAGGCAAUAAAUUUUGAGACGAAAUUCAAAGAAAAGGAUAUUUUACACAAAAUAUUGAAAGAAAGAGCGAAUGAAUUGGAAAUAAAUGCCAAAGAUUUUGAGAGAAAGUCCAUUGCAUCUGAUGUUAAACUGAAGGAAUCGGAAGAAAAGUCACUGAAUUUGGAGACGAAAUGCAGACAAAUAGAGAAUUCACACAAAGAAUUGCUGAACAAAUACAAAGCGUUGAAGACAUCGACUAAAAGUGCCAAAAAUGAUAGCGAAGUGUUUCGACACAAAUUGAUCGCCAAUUGUGUACAGUUUGGCAAAUGUAGUGUUAGUGUCGGGUCUAUUGAAUUCACUGAAUAUGGCAUUAGUUUACACCACGUGUCAAACGGCACUCUAACUGAGAAACCAAAUGUUGUUAUAUUAAACUACGAGAUCCAGUGUCUGUACGCCUGUAUCGACCCCUCACUGCCAAUGCUGUGCAUUAAGCCAUACAAAGGUUGUCCCCCUUAUGUCGACCAUAAGUCCGAUUUAUUUGGUUUUGGAUUUGAUGUCAAUUCAAAAGAUCCGAGCGAACAGUUUAUUAUCAUUGAAUUGGACGAAACAAUUGAUGAGACGUUUGUUAAUCCAUUGGUUGCGGACGUGGGCACCGGUGCGACCGUUGGUGUCGUUGACGACUCUGCCGCUGACGGCACCGGCGAUGGGGUGGCAGUAGUGGUCGUGGGCUCAACACAACCAAAGAGAUCGCCGAUAAGACCCGACUUUAAU
Messenger RNA from Medioppia subpectinata, 1032 nucleotides. NCBI's taxonomy places the organism in Eukaryota, Metazoa, Arthropoda, Arachnida, Sarcoptiformes, Oppiidae. The record is from the annotation of a GenBank genome assembly.